Selaginella moellendorffii is the source of this 2541-nucleotide messenger RNA. RefSeq names its product AP-5 complex subunit zeta-1. The record is from RefSeq and is a predicted model, not a curated record. Bases 117 to 1763 code for a protein of 548 amino acids. Gene Ontology annotation, cellular component: AP-5 adaptor complex. NCBI's taxonomy places the organism in Eukaryota, Viridiplantae, Streptophyta, Lycopodiopsida, Selaginellales, Selaginellaceae. The transcript has 16 exons.
CACCUCCACGACAAAUCCGCCAUGGAAUGGACUCGAAGAUUCGCGCACUGAUUAACAGUUUAAAAAUCUUUAAAAAGCUUCGGGAGGAGCCCUAAAAUCUCUUGCACUGAGGAGAUAUGGAGGAGAGGGAGUGGGCGAUUUGUCUCCGGAUUCUCUCGCUCGGUGCCGGCCGGGAUUCCUCGGCGAUCGACACGGCCGACACCUCGGUUCGCGAUGCGGUGGAAAGGCUCAAUGCGAUGUGUAAGAGUGAAGGGAACGAGGAUUUGGUGACGAGAGUUUAUCCCGCCAUGACGAAGCUCUUCCAGCGAUGCUGUUCUUCGUCGACACAACGUCCCAGCACCGCUCUAGUUGCGCUGGCUAUAUUACAGUUUUUUCUGGAUCAUGGAGAGACUGUUCUUCACGAUGCGGAUCCAAGUUUGCGAGCUUUUUUUCGCUCAUGCCUCGUCAAGCAAUAUGCAGAUCCUGCUGUAGCAGCUGCGACUGUGGCUUUCCUAAAUCACAACAAGAUGAAGCUUUUGCUUUCCUAUUCGAGUGUUCUUCCUCAGUUCUUUCCUUUGCUCCUCAAGGUGAUUGCUUGGAGAGAUGAAACCCUCGACACACCAUUUUUGCAGCUGUUUCCCGCGCUCAUGGGGCCGCCGUCAUUUUUGCAGCUGUUCUUGGCUCUUCUGGACCUGCCGACUUUGGUCCUGGCUCUGGAGAGUCUAGAACAACGCACUGGAUCUCUACACGGAAACAUGGGAAACAUUCGAAAGAACCCGGCACCCGAGGCACUUCUGGCAUUGAUGGACGAAGCUUACACAGGAACUUUCAUUGAUGGGGGCGACGAUUCCAGCAAAGAAGGCUCUGGAAGAAAUUCGCAUUACGAGGCAGAUGAUCUGUUUUCGGACCUCUUGAAAGAUGAAAACGAAGGCUUAGCGGAACGUCAUUGGUCGUAUCCUGGAAUGAAGGCCACGUUGGAAGCAGCAAUGGGGUCUGUACAAUCCAACAAGCUUAAACACGCUCUGAAAUUUAGCCCGCAGCUUUUGCAAGUCUAUUUCGACAUCGCAUUGCGAGACGUGAGCGAUUCACUACUCUGCGCUCUUUUACCUAUGGUAUUCUUCAGAAUCGAUGCCAUGUUUCCGGAUAAGGCAUUUUCAAUCGAGGUCCAACAAACGUGUUUUCAGUUUAUUCACGCUUGCUUUAAGAAAUCUCCUCAAUUCAUUGCUCUUUUGAAGAAGCCCAUCACGGACAGCGUCAGUCAACCUCAAACAAGUGACGGCAAAACUGAGCUUGCUUUGCAACUAUGCUGGGCGAUUGGAGAACAUGGAGGUGGUGGUACGCAUUUUAAGGAUGCUGCAAGAGAGCUCUUUGAAACUCUGGAGCUGGUUCUCUACGAAAACCUCUCGUCAAGGCGUAAAACUUCUGCCGUCCCGGCCCAGUCCCGGCUGCUAUGUUUUGUCAUAACCGCCAUAGCAAAGCUUGCAACGUGCCAUCGAGAGCUCUCACCUAGAGCUCGAGUGUGCCUUGCCAAGGUGGCACGAUCACAUCAGCUACUCGAUAAGAUCGUCUGGAGAAGAGCUCGUGACUACCUAGGUCUGAUGCACGACCACGCGAUUUGCUCGUCAAUCUUGGGUGGCCAGCACAGGCCUGGAACGGUGGAAUGGAGCAAAGCUCAAACACUGGCAGUCGCCAACAUCCCGUUUUAUCUCCUCGACGAACGAGAAGGUUUGCCAUUCCACGACUUCUCCUUCUCAGACAUCAUCGGCCAAAGUGUAGCUUCUUAAAACACGCAAAAACUCUUUACAGACUUCAAGGUAAAAGAGAAGCUAAGCUCUCGAGUUGGAACUUUUUCCAACAAACAAACUAUUCUGCGGCCUCCUGGUUGUUAUCUCCACCCAAACUUCCUUCUUCCAGAUCCAACUCCGCAGACUUGCUAUCUUCGUCCAACUUAUCCUGCUCGUUGUCCUCUUCGACUCCUUCCUCCAAAUUCUUCUCGUCCUCCUCUUUUGAAUCAUCUUCAUCUUUCGAAGACUCCUCAGUCGUCCUCGCCUCCUCGUCUUCUUUCUCGUCUUCCAGAGCUGUCGAGUUUCGGGCCUUGGGAUCCUCAUCCUCCAGACCCGACACGAAUUCCUUCGCUUCCGGUUUCUUCACCCCAGCGCCACCACCCGUUUGAGCCAACUUCAGCUUCUCCUCGAGCUCACGAAUCUGCUGCUUGAGCUCCCGCAGCUCCUCGGCGCUGUGCUGCAUCUUCCCCAACUGCUCCUUGAGCUCCUCGAUCUCCUCCUCCUUGCUUUGCACGGUCUCCUCCAAGUUCCUCUUCCUGUCCUCGGUGGAACCCCGGUACUUCUCGAGCUGGGCAAGCUGCGAGUUCAAGCUACUGGUAUCAGUCGCAAGCUUGCUCUUCUCGGCUCGGAGGCUAGACACUGUUCUUUGCAGCUGCUCGGACGACUUGAGAACCUCCUGCCAAGAGCAAAAGGAAAAGAAAAAACUCGUGUAAGUUCGUCCUCGACGACUAAUCAAGUCCUUAAGAGAAGAUAGAGCGAAAGAAAGAAAGACCACUUA